AUGCCACCAUACCUCGAUACUUCCGCUCCUUCCUCACCGAAGGACAGCUCGCCUCCACUGCCAUCCUUCAAAGAGGCCUUUCCACACUUCUAUGAAGACCCCAACACCCUUCCUCAUUCCUUCGACCCCUUCACAGUCAAUGCAGUGACUGGCUUCCUUCCAACUGCACUCCCUAUCAAGGACCUCCCUGCCACAUUCUCAGCAGUUCAGAAGCUCGUCGAAGUCAUGCCAGUUCAAAAGCUAGAUGGCGCGCCAGGUCUUCUAGGCACUUACACAUUCGGAGAGGUCAUCGACUCUGGUGAAGCAUUGCUUGACCUGACUGAGCACAUCGACGAGCUUAGAGUCGCAGGGACAGGGAAGCUCGACCUCCAUGUCAUCACUGCCCUUUUUCGCGACUACAGUUUUCUUGCAUCAGGUUACCUCCUUGAACCGUGCUGGAAAACAUGGAACGAGCGAAGAAUUGCAGGUGUCAUUCCAGAUGGUAGUACUUCAUCAUACUCCGCUCCUGGACCAGCAGAGUAUGGCUAUGGUCGUUCCAAACUUCCUGCAUGUAUCGCUCGACCGCUAGUGAAACUUGCUGAGAUUCUGGCGAUACCACCGUUCAUGUCCUAUGCUGCAUCGUAUGCGCUGUAUAAUUACUACCUUGAAGAUCCGGCGCUAGGACAUGAGGUGUAUGACAAUAUUCGAUUGGUGAGGGCUUUUGAGAAGGGACUUGACCCGGCAAGCUCGGAGGCAGGAUUUAUCUUGACACAUGUGCAUAUGGUUUCAUUGACGGGACCGUUGAUCAAGGGCGUUGUUGAGGUGAUGGAUGGUAUUGAGAUACUAGCGAAAUCGGGUGUGACGGAAAAGACUAAGCAGGUCAGCAAGAUCGAAGAAGCACUAAGCCUGAUCCUGGCACAAAUGUCAAAGAUCGAAGCGAACAUGGAGCGGAUGUGGGCAAACUCUCGACCGAAAGACUACACCACGUAUCGCACGUUCAUCUUCGGCAUUACUUCUCAGCCACUCUUUCCCGACGGUGUGGUGUAUGAAGGAUGUUUCGGUGACAAGCCAGUCGAUUUCAGGGGUGAAAGUGGUGCAAACGACAGCAUCAUUCCACUAUUGGACAAUCUUUGUCAGGUACCGAUGCCGAAAAAUCCUUUGACGGACAUCUUGAGAGAGUUUCGUGAAUACCGUCCCGAAUCGCAACGCUCCCUCCUCAACUGGACCGAAUCCAAAGCGAAUAUCCUCAACACUCGCUCCUUCCUCACAACAACAUCCCCUCGCCUCGCGAUCCUCUACCUCCGCGUCCUCAACCACAUUCGCUCCUUCCGCUGGCGUCACUGGAUGUUCGUGCGUGAGUACAUCAUUAAACGGACGAAGUAUCCUGUUGCUACUGGUGGAAGUCCGAUCGUGACGUGGUUGCCGAAUCAGUUGAGCGCGGUGAUGGAGUUAAUGGAGGGGGUAUAUAGGGAUAGUGGGUUGAUGGCGUUGGUGGAGGAGGGUAUGUUCCAUGGUGGUGGUGGCGAGGAGUUGGAGGAAGGAGUGAGCGGAACAGAGAAGAAGGUUGUGAAGGAGAUUAUGGAAGUUGUGGAGGAGCAGAAGGCGAGAUUGGAAAAGGAGGUUCGGAAGUAUUGCAUGGAGAGAGGUGUCUGA
Messenger RNA from Lithohypha guttulata, 1632 nucleotides. RefSeq lists its product as uncharacterized. NCBI's taxonomy places the organism in Eukaryota, Fungi, Ascomycota, Eurotiomycetes, Chaetothyriales, Trichomeriaceae. Gene Ontology annotation, molecular function: metal ion binding; heme binding. The transcript is spliced from 2 exons. The record is from RefSeq and is a predicted model, not a curated record. Bases 1 to 1632 code for a protein of 543 amino acids.